Messenger RNA from Gopherus evgoodei (Goodes thornscrub tortoise), 12938 nucleotides. It is a transcript of the gene C5H4orf54, whose product is annotated as chromosome 5 C4orf54 homolog. Bases 1000 to 5991 code for a protein of 1663 amino acids. The transcript has 2 exons. Lineage: Eukaryota; Metazoa; Chordata; Testudines; Testudinidae. The record is from RefSeq and is a predicted model, not a curated record.
UCGGCAUAAAUGACAGCAUAGUCUAUGUAUAGUUAAUAGUGGUGACCUGGCCAGUGGCACUGUUUGCACAAAACCGCACUACCUCAAGCAAAGUGGCUAAGAAAAGCUGGAUCGGUUUGCAUCGGAUUAGCUGUGACCCCUCUUCCCGAAUCAAUCAAAAUACAUCUAUGAAGAUCCAGUACAAGGAGACUUGUUUUACUUCUCAGGCUUAUAAAGGGUAAAUUAUUUGUUAUACCUUGUUAUCAUUUGCAUUUAAUGUGUUUUGAAAUAUGAUUUGACUAAACCAUCUAACGGAACUGAUCUGUAUUUAAUAGGAUUUCAAUUUUCUUGCUCUUGAUUUUAGAAGUUCAAGAGCAUUAUAGAAUGGCCCUCACAACUUUAAACCAGUUAAAUCUAACUAUCACUUGGCAUCUUAAGCGUUAUCCUGAUGUAAUUCAGAGCAUCAGAUCUAGUUAAGUCUGUAAAAACGUUUUUACAUUUAAUCAUAAAUAUUCUUUACAGGACCAUCAGGACUGCUCAAAUAUCAACAAACACAGGUGUUUAAAUACUCCUGGAGGAAAAUGAUUUCUCAUUAAUCUUGCUGCAUGGCUGGAGUAAGAUAAAAGCUUUUGGAAGAACAGCUUUGGAUACCUUUGCAAUGACUGAGUGGACACAUUGUAAAUACAUAUGAAACCCAUAAGAUGAAGACCCCCCCCCUCCCCGUUGGAAAGUUAACUGAACACUACCGGUUUGCUUAAGUUUAUCCUCAAGGAGAAACAAUGCGCCAAACUUCUGAAAAUCCUUAGUUCAGUGUCCUGGCAACACCCAUGCAAAUAGUCUAUGAAACGUGUGCUUUAGAAAGUAACUCUUUUAGUAACAGAACAUGUGCUUCUCUGUCUUCUCUCUGCCUCCACCCCAGGACCAAUUUAUAAACGGGGCUGGCUAACGGCCCCGCAAUAAUGACCGUGGAAUGAGGCAAACCUCCCACUGUAGCAUAAGGAGAAAUAGAAGAAUUUCCAUAUGCUUUCUCUUCAUUUCUGGAUGGCUGGGGGUCGGGCUGCAGCUGCUGCCCUUGCUGCUACUUCUGUUACCAACGGCAUUCAGACUGACAGCUUUCAGUGCCAAACCAACAACUGUACUCAGGAGCUCCUGAACAAGACAGUGGCAGCGGCAGCAGGAACAGCAGUGGCAGCCACCUCCACCCCAGCCCGGCCGGGACACACUCUUGGGUCCACCGCUACCACUGAACAGCGAGGAGCGAAGCUGGGAAUUACCCUGCAGGAGACACGUGUGUGUCCGCUGACUGUGCAGUCCUGGGUCCAUAUCUCUGCCUAUUCCCUUCAUCCUCGGCCACAUGCUGACGGGAUAAGCAUGGAAGCCCUCUCAAAGUCGCCCAGCGAGCGAGCCACUAGCCACAGUAAAGGGGGAGCGGGAGCGAAAUACAGCAGGAUGAAAAGCCGCCCUGCAGAGCCAUUCACCACAAUCACUUCCAAGGAAUCGACCUAUGUGGAGAUUCAGGAUUUCCCCCGAGGGAGGGAAGCCAGUCCCCAGACCCUAAAGCUGACUUUGGCAGGGAGCGGAGGAAAAGUGGCCUUUCUCAGCCCUAAAAUCGGAGCUUGUGAGAUCAGCGCUGUUAGCUGCUCGGCUCACAACGCGCUGGCAGCGACAAGUGGAAAUCCAGCAUCCUUGACCCGUGACUCUAAACCAGAGGCCAGCCCAGGAUCCCUUGGGAGGAAGGGUAAUGAGGCGGGGGGAUGCAGGGCUGGCUCCAACUCGGGCGGAUCUAAUGAAAACACUUGGUCUGGACUCCCCAACACGCAGCUUUACCCGAGCGGCUGCCCGGAGUCGUCAUCCUCUUGCCCAUCCCCGGUGAACAAGGCAAGCGCGUUCCCCAAAACGGACGACACCGCAACCGAGGGCAAAACCUCCUCCUCUUCCUUUGGGUACGAAAGCGACGAUGACGAGGAUGCGGACUGCAAAGCAAGAGGGGGGAGCCGGGGGGCUUCCCAGCCCACCGACUGCAGCGAGACCAGCCCUGCUAACGAUGAGGCGCAUUACAUUACCACACACGAAAUCCAGCUCAGCGAGGUGGACCACGACAUGGACUUUGACUUUGGCCUGGCCUCCAGGUGGGACUUUGAAGACAACAAUGUGAUCUACUCCUUCGUGGAUUACGCCUCCUUUGGGAGCGACGAGACCCUCGGGGACACGCAGACGGAGGAGGACAAUAGCUGUUAUCUCAGCACGACCAGCGAUGCCAAUAACCAGACGGACAGCAUCGAUAAUACCAGCAGUACGGAGAUAGUCAGCAUUAACUCUGAAAACGAUACCCCCAGCACAGACAAAUGCGCCAGCUCGGAAGAAAGCCAGCCCAAGAACCCCGGCCACAUGAGUGAGAACCCAGCUGCAGGCCACAUUCUCCUAUCAAUCAAACCGACUUCCCGGGCUAUAAAUGAGCUUAGCAACCUGCAUGAGAAGCAAAACAUUAUUUACGCUGCCAAGCAUGAAGGCGACAUGAGCCUCCGUGUCUCCACAGCUCCCGAACGCAAAGCCAGUUUCAAACAAGACGCGAUUCAUGACCAGGCAAAAAAAUAUAUCGCUGUCCCCGCGCGUUUGCAAACCCAGUGUGGAGCCAUAAGGGCGAAGGAAGUGGGAGGAUAUGCCAGCGGUGCCUCCAGCGCGGUCAGCGAGCUGGAUGAUGCGGAUAAAGAAGUGCGAAACCUGACGGCCCGAGCUUUCCGGAGCUUGGCUUACCCCUACUUUGACACGCUGAACUUCAGCUCCAGGGAGUCCUCUGCGUCCCUUUCGGAUCAGGCGCUGGGGAUCAACCGAUGGUCCACCUAUUUAGACCUGAAGUGCGGCAAUCUCGGGCAGAAAACGGAGCAGAACCUGUUAAAGAGCAGCGCCGAACCUACCGGAUGGCACAGAAGCGCUGGAGCGAAGACAUGCAGUGACCAGUUCUACAUUCGCUCCAACAAAUCGCAGACGAAAGCCCUAGAGUUCGUGGUCAGCAAGCUCGAUGGGGAAAUAACCCACGUGGAAACGCCAGCGUGCUUCGAGAAGCGGAUCCAGUCGGGCUCCCGGGUUGUAACUUUAUUGGAGACGUUGAAUUUUAGCAGCAAUGUUAAUGCUGGUGUCCCCAGACCCGCGAAACGUCUUGGACAUGCUGCCGCAGGGGCAGGUUGCGCAGAUGAGCUUCCGGAAACGCUGCCCAGGGACCUGGGCCAGGAGGCCAGCAAACAAACCGGGCUGGCCGCGGCAGAAGUCCAGGAGGGCACCUCGAAUAAAUCGAAAUUCGCCUCCAGCCUCCUCAAGAAUGUCAUCUCGAAGAAAAUGCAGCGGGAGCACGAGUUCAAAAUGGAGAGGGGAGAGAUCACAGACACUUCGUACACUGGGCUGGCCGCGUCCUUGCCUGGCAAGGAGCAGGAGGGCUCGGCCAGGGAGAAGCUGAAAGAUGGGGGCAUGCAGCGGCAGAACUCCAGGUAUUCCGAGGGCAGCUCUGACUACACAAUUGUGACCGCAGAGGACCCGGGGGAGUUUUCUGACAGCAAGUCGCCGACCUCCAAGGCGUCUACCCCUCGCCUAGACCGACCCCUGUCGGAAACGCGCCUGGAGGACGUGUGCGAAAUUAAGAAGAGCGCCUCGGAGGCCAUCAAAGCGACUUUCCUCCGCAGCCAGAACAGCGCGUUCAGGUCCUGGAAAGAAAGAGAGUCAGAGAAGAAGAAAGAAGAGCGAGCUCCCAUCGGGAAACUUCAGCUCUCCUCCGCCAAGUACGACUGGCGGGCCGAUCUGGGUGAGAUCUCAACCAGCAAGUGCACUAAAAUGUCUCGUCUCUUCGUCCCAAACAUUCAGCGCACCCCCACGGGGAAGCAGCCUGGCACGCAGGUGACAAAAUACUCCACAGCCACCUAUGCGGCUCGGGCUGGCACCCCCGUAAAGCCCAGAGCCCCCGAGAUCAAGAUCAGCCUGGGCAGCGUGCAGCCAAGCAAGGAUCACCCCUUUGACAUCGCUAAGCUGCUCACCCCCAAACUAGCCGCGACCGCACCGACCCUUUUCAAGGCAGCGGAGGAGCCCCGAGGCCAGGCGCAGAAGGCAUUCAAAGCGGACGGCCUGGACAAGGUGCCCCAAUUCCUGGUGCGCGAUAUAAGAGAAAACAAGCCUAAAGCCCCCGGGCCCAUUCACCAGGUAAGAGACGUCAGGAAACUGAUCAAGAGCUCGUACGGCCACGACUCGGGCGAUACCAACAGCGACAGGAGCAGCGCGCUCUCCGACCAGGGCAGCGCUGAGCAGAAACCGAGGCAGCUGGCCAUAGCGGGGAUCCCCAGGGCUCUGUCUCCCAUGGUGAUAACCUGCCAGGCGGUCAGUAGCAGCAGGGAGGACAAGGGGCCAGGCGAGGCGGGGGGCAAGGUGCUGCCUGCCACGGCAGAGGGGACAAUCCUGGUGCACAGGACCUCCGGGAGGCUGCCCGUGGCCACCAUCGCCCCCAACAAGAGCGACCGCCGCUUGCCCGCCGUACUGAAGAUCGUGUCCAAAGCCUCCGCACCCUGGCGGCAGCAGCAGCAGCCGCCGCCCGCUCCCGCUCCCGCUGAGAAAGGCAAGGGGGCGGACGAGGAGCCGCCCAGCCGCAACGCGCUGGAGAAGCUGACGGCGGCGGUGCGCAGCAUGGAGGAGCUGUACAGCUUCAGCAAGCACGAGUGGAAGCGCAAGAGCGACCCGCGGCCCAUCACCGACAGCCACGUGCUCUCCCUCAUCGCCAGCCAGGAGCGCGGGGCCGCGGGGCCAGCCGAGGCCAAGAGCGCGGCCCCGCCCCCGCCAGCACCCGAGCGCCAGCCCCGCCCGGGCUCUGGCCCCAAGUCCGACAAGGUCUCGGCCAGGGCGGCCGCGUUCGAGAGCCUGGCGCGGGAACGGCCCCGACCCCUGCCCGGGCCCCGGGGGGAGGCGGGCGCGGCGCACAAAGCCCCCGGCCCGCAGCCGCCACGAAGCAGCGUCUUCACCAUCAGCUCCGCGCAGAAGGCGGCGGCGGCCGCCCCGGCCAAGCUCCCCGCCGCAGCCUCGCCGCUCCGCAGCCUGAAGGGCCAGGCCGGGCCGGGCCCGCGCUCCCUCAAGCUCCCCGCGGCCGCCGCCGAAGGGAAGGGGCCUGGCGAAGCCGAGAAGGGCGCGGCCGGGCCCGACUGCGGGGACUACCUGGCCAUGCCGCUCAAGGAGCCGCCGGCCGCGGGAGGAGGCGGCGGCCACCCGGGCCCGCUCUCGGCCUCGGCGGCCGCCGCCGCCCUCCAGCCCUUCAGCGCCGCCAAGAGCCGGGGCAGCCUCAGCCCCAAGCAGCAGCAGCCCAGCCCCGCCGCCCCGCCCGCGGCCGCUCCGGAGCUGCCGCCCGCCGCCAUCUAUCAUCAGCCGCUGCCGAUGGCCGCCCUGCACGGCGCGCAGCCCCCGCCGCUGCUCUGCUUCUCGCCGCCCUCGGCCGCCGAGCCCUUCCCGCCGACGCAGCGCAAGGUGCUGCUGGACCUGAGCACUGGCCAGUACUACCUGGUGGACGCGCCUGUGCAGCAGCCCCUCAAGAAGAGGCUCUUUGACCCCGAGACCGGGCAGUACGUGGAGGUGCCCAUGCCCCAGCAGCCGGCCAUGGCCCCGAUGCCGCUCCCCAUCUCCCCGCUAGCGCUCAACCCGGGGCCGUAUGGCGCCACCUACAUGAUCUACCCUGGCUUCCUGCCCACCACCGUGCUGCCAGCUACUGCCCUGCAGCCCCAGCUCUCCCUCCCGGGCAGCGACGUCAGCGCCCCUGCCGAGACCAGCAGCCCAGGGGCAGCACUGCGGGGAGGAGGAGAGGCCACUUUUGUGGAAAGUCCUUAUUAUAUCGCCACGGGCAAAUCCCAGUCGUCAGCCGCCACUGCCCAGCUCAGGGCGGCAGAGGGGAAGCCCGUCAUCAGCAUCACAUCUCAGCAAAUGGGGCCAAGGCUAAUUGCCCCGCCCUCCUUUGAUGGUACCACCAUGAGGUUCGUGGUGGAGCACAGAUGAUAAACCAAGGAGGCUACUGGAACAAGGAAGAAGAUUUAUCCUCCUCCUUUAAUAUGAAACGUGGUAACACUAAGCAUUCAUCCUUAAAAACUGCUUCCACAGUUUUCUCAUUUUUUGCUUCAUACAAAACAAGUGUGUAAGUUUCUUGUUUUCUCCUCAAUACCCCCAUUUUUGGUGUCUGUAUACAUUUAAUUAUGCAAAGCAGGCUGAAUAAUUGCAUUAUUUUCUGUAAAAUUGUUCCUUUUUAUACUGAAGCCAAGCAGACAUUAUACAUGCCCCUACUCGUAUGGCUAAGUGAAAAUGCUAGCAUUGUUCACAAACUUCCAUUUCUUUUACCUUUACCAAAAAAACCAAACCAACAACUUACUCAGUGGUGUUAGUACUACUCUACUGUUUUUGUAAAAACAACUGUGUAAAUGUGACAUGAUUUUAAGUUUGGAUCAAAAUAUAUCUUCUUACAGGUACUCAGAAUUUGUUAUGAAUAUAUAAUGCAGCCAUAUAAUUUACCAAACAGAGGCCCUAAAUCUUCUCCCACUGAAGUCAAUGGGACUCUUGCCAUAGACUUCAGUGGGAGCAGGAUCAGGCCCCGAGUUUAUAACAUUAUAGGUGUACACUUUGAAUAGCAAUCAUAGUGAUAUGUAGUCUUUAGGUUAUCGUUAGUGUGUAUUUUUGGCAUGGCUUCAAACAUGGUUGUGAAACUAUCACAGAACUUGUUUUGAUUGUUGUCAUUUUUUAUUCGCUCUUUUGUACUGUGUUUGACAUGACAAGUUGCCUUAAUCAUGGCAGUUUUUAAAUACUAGGCAGCCAGAAAUUGAAUGUAAUCUUUUUAGACCCCAGUUUUAAAGGAAAGGAUAGCAUUUAUUUUUCUUUAAGAUUGCAGUCUUUUGUUAACUUUGUAACUUUGUUCUAAAUUAAUUUAAUCUCAGUGAUCCACAUUACAAAGUUCCUUUGUUGUGUUGUUUGUUCAGUAUUGUGUUCUUUUGUGUCCAUUAUACAGCUGAUUUAUCUGAGACCCAAAUUAACAAUAUAUUUGCUUUAGAAAUUUUUCUGAAGGGGAAAAAAAUACAAUAGAUGGCUAGUCAGAAUGGGACAGAUAUGGGCCUGUUAUAACUCUGCUGAAGCUGGUGGUGUUAUACCAAUGAUGAAUUUGUCUUAUUAAAAGAGAUCUGUUACCAUGAUGGUAGGUCUGCUUUACAGUUGAUUUUAAUCAAUGACCUGCUCAUGUAUUGAUUGCCCUCAAAAAGUUCCCAUACAAAUCAAUGGGAGGGCAAGGGAUGCAAGACCAGGCCUAUAGUAUCUAAUUUAAAGCUCUCUCAGGGGCAUAGCAUGCCGUCCAUUGAUGCCAUUUAAAAAGUAAAAUAAAAAAGGACGUGUAUGUAUAGAUAUCGAGAUACAUGGUUUUCUCUUAUCGGUUCCAAAAUGUGCCCUCAUUUUACAGUCUGCCGUUAACUGUUAACAACCUCUAAUCUGACCUGGUCUUGAUUUGUAUAUGAAAGAAAAAUAACAUUUUGUUUUUUAGUAAAAUGCUAUGCUGUUCAGAGAAUAGGGUAGAAAUUUAAACCAGAACACCCAAGUAUUGUAGGGGACAACCUUAGCUCUGCCAAUUCUAACUACAUACACAGUAGUUUCCAUUGCUGGUCAAUAAUAAUCUUCGAUUCCAAAGCUUUGGUACCUAGAAGUCAGAAAUUAUUCAUAAAUCAUAGACUUUAGAAAAUGAAUGACUGAGGAGCCUCAGAACCAAUUUUAAGAUCAAGUACACUUUCAGUUAUUUAGAACACACACAGGAACUUCACAGCAAAACAAAAUUACUCUUUUGUGUUGCUAAAUUGUCACCUUUUGAAGGUGAUUAUCUUUUUUAGUUUUAGAAAACUCUAUAUCAUGUGCCAUUCUAAAAUACUUAUGGCUUAAAAUACUUAAAUGUUUAGAACUAUAACCUGUUUAUCUUGUGUGAAAGAUUUGAAGUAGACUUUUGCUUUACCGGUUCGUAAGAACUAAAAAUGAGUGUAACUUUAAAACAUCAGAAAGACUUGAGACUUCCCAAGUGUAAGAGAAAGCAAACUUUUCUUUGAGAGUAUAUCUCAAAGAAAAGUAUAUAUUUAGUUCAUGGCAAGCUGGGAAAUCUACCUCACGCUAGCCUGUUGUACAUGAAGUGUUCAUGUGGAGACUGUUGCUGCAGACUAAAGGUUCUAUAGAGCUCUUUGAGCUACCCUGCUUUGAAAUGGGAGUAGGUCAAAGCACCCCUAGGGAACUUUCAGUAUUUGUAUAGACAGGUGCUUGGAUGAGAUGUGUUUCAGGUUCUUAAGUUGAGUAAAGAAAGAUACUUAAUUUUGAAUACUUAUAAAUAUAACAUCUAAAAGAAUGUUGACAAGAUGUCAAAAUUCAAAAUGUCAGAUCUUGCAUUCUUACUCUGUCCUUAAGUAAAAUUCCCAUUAAUUUCAAAGCCUUUUUCACAGAGUAAGGAGACAUAACCCAGUCUUGCUCGCUUAGCAGUUUAGCCACUGGCUUCAGUGGAAAUAGGAUCAGGUUAUAAGUAAGGAGUGUGGGAUUUGUCUCUAAAUUCAUUUAGUCAUUUGACAUAUUUUAAUAUAAAAGGUUGUUUUCCAUAUUUAAACUUACUGCAGUUGAAUUUGAUCAAUGGAGGAAACCUGUUCAAAAAUACAAUAUGUUUAAUUGUAUUGAAUACCCAACUUUCUUAUUUAUGACUUUCUGCAGAAGAAAAUAUCUGGAGCCUUCUGACAAUGCAAGCCUGGGAAGGCUGUGGCUUUUGGCUCUGGGAAGCAUUGACCUAUUCAGAAGAAAGGUCUGCCUUCCACCGAAGCCCUAAUAAAAUAAAAUCUAACAGCUCAGUUGCCAAAAAUUGUGGAACUGAUAGACAGCUGGAAAGCUCAUGCAAAUAAAUUUGCCUCCCAGAAUGCCUGAUUCUUGCUUUCUUUGUAACUGUCAUCCUCCCCAACCACCUGUGGCCGUUCAGCACAUUGGAAUUAUUCCAGCUGUAGCUCAAAGUAGCUCUUCUUCACAGGUUUUGGAGAUUUUUCCUCUGAUGACCUACCUAUAUAUAAUGUAACCUUAAUUAUGGUGUGGUGACUGCUCCACUGUAGCACAUGUUUAAAGCUUUAAAAAUGACUUUGGAGUUCGGAACCUAUUUGCCCCAUGUCCAUUGUUUAAUUGCUGGUCUCUUCAUUCUUUUCUGUAGCUCACAGGUUCAUUUGUGAAACCAGCCAACAAGAGCUGUGAUUCUGCGUGGCCCAAGUGCCAUCAGUAAUGGUUCUUGCACUACAGUCCAUGGAUCACAAAUGGUCUCUACAACAAAAUGUUUUCAAAUUGAAACAAUAGGGGAUUGGGAGGAGAGAUGUUUUGAGAAAAUCUCUCUCACAGACUAGUCCGCAGAAUGAAACGUGUAUCCCUGCCAUACAAUAAAUCCUUGUCAUAUAUAUGGAAUACUCCAUAUAUGGAGUAUAUGGAAAUUAGACUCCUGAAAAUGCGGUUGGAGAUUCCAUUGAACUUGCUCAGGGAUUCUCCUAGGAUUGAUGUCUUGACCUGUCAGCCUAACAAUAACUCAAAUGCAGAACUUCUCCAGGUUAAUUCCCUAGAGAACUCAUUCCUUUAAGAUAUCUGGGGAAUUGAUCUCCUUUCUUUGGGAAACUAGCAGUUUGCUGGAGAGAGAUAUACGCUCUGUAGUGUAGACACACUCAGUGUUGUUAUAGCUAUGCUGGCAUAGCACUCUAGUGUAGAAACAGCCUACGCCUACCAAGUUUUUCCAUCGGUGUAGGAACAUCACCUCCCUGAACGAUGUUAGCUAAGUUGACAGAAGCUGCCUUCUGUCCACAUGGCUGAGUCUACUCUGGGGGUUUUGUUGGCACAGCAUCAUCUGUCAGAGGUGUGGGUUUUUUCACACCCCUGAUUGACAUAGCUGUGCUGGCAUAACUUUUAACUUUCAUUCAACUUUGACUUUCAUUCAACUGUGUGCUCUAACAAUCCACAGUGCUUGAGUUGCUCCAAACACAAGUGUCAUGGAUAGGCUGCAAUAACACUCCAGUGCACAGCACAUGGUUUGUCAUUAAGGUAGGAAUAGGGAAUCUGAAUCAUUAGAAAUGGAUGAGUGCAGGUGUUUGGGAGUUUCAGUUCUCUAUAUAGUGUUCUCUGAGCAUGAUCAGAGAAAUCCCCUUGUUUCCUUAUAUGAAAUGAAAGUCAUUUCAUUUCAUGGAGAUAUAGCUAAUGCCUACUGAAGUGUUCUGCAGCUAUUGAAGAGAGUACAUUUCCACAGAAGGAAAAAAAUUCAACUUAGGAAACGUAGAACCCAGGAGAUUGACACAGUUUUUAUGGACCAGUAGCCACGUAUUCUGCUUUCAGCUAGUUUGAGCCCUAAAAUCCCCACUUUAAUAAUUACCAGUGAUAUAAUAAAGGCAGUACAGGAUUAGAUGGUUCUGUCCAAAUCAUUUUGGGCUAUUCCUUGCAUUCUUUACUCUGGCAAAACUGCCAGUGAAGUCAAUGGGAGUUUUCAAUGAAUAAAAAUCUAAAGUUUAUAUGAAAAUUUUGAGACUAAUAUGAAAGUUUUUGAAAAAUACCUUAUCAAAGUAAAAACAAACAAACAAAACUGCUUAAAUUUUUGUUUUAAUACAUUUGUUUAUUGUAGUGUUUGUCACAUUUAAGGAAAAUCUUAGGGUUUAAUUUACAGUUUUGUUUCCACUGAUGAGGUAUAAAAUAUAAAAAAUGAGCUACAAUUGUCUUGAAGUACACAAGUGUGAUUUUAUUUCACCAGAAUUUAUUUGUUUGCAGGCACAAAUUGAAAUUAUCCUCAGGAUGAAAUGCACUGCACGUAUACAGGUAGUGAGUGAUUUAACAUAUGCUGUUCUCAUUUACCUGCAUCAUUGUGGAAAUCAGGUGAAAGAAAUAAUGUUUUACCACUUUAAGAACUCUGAAGUGCACAACUAGAAUAUAUAGCAUGUAAAGUUCAUCCCUGUGUUCCUCAAUAAUGUUGCCUAGAUUUAUAAGUUUUACAUUUUUAUCAGAAUUUUGCUUUUCUAUUCAGGUGUCUUUAAAAGAAAAUGAAUGCAUCUUUGCCGUUUUCAUGAAUGAUAAUGAUAAAAGUCUGUAUAUGUUAUAAAUAGGAUUUCUGUGUUAUAUAAAACAGACAGUACUUCAGACUGCAGGACAGUAUAGCUACAAAAGUAGAUUGACCAUAGUUACACAAAUAUAUGUAUAGCACACACACUAUAAUACUAGCAUCUGCAUUUAAAAAUAUUAGCGACAUCAUACCUUUUUCUAUAACGGUGCUCAGAGAGGAGUUUCACAUUACAGUUUACAAGAUGUAGGUUUGCACACACAAACUCUCAGGGUUUACAGUUUUGCCCAGUGUACUUGAAAGAAAAAAAAUGGUGCCCUGUAUUUCAAAAAAUAUUUGUAGUAAAUGUUUUUGUUAAACUACCUGUAAAAAAUGAAAGCAAUAACAUGAAGCAGUAUCAACAAUUAUCUGUUUUCUCAGGGGAAAUCUCUUCAAUAGAAUGUUUGACAUUAGGAUUGAAACAGUGUUUGCUUAAUUUUGUCUGUUAAUAUUAAACAGACUACAUGUUUGCAUAAAGUGUCAGUUAUGCAAGGUGUUGUGUGCUUUGGUCCUGAUCCAGCAAAGCGCUUGAGUAUGUCUUUACUCUAAGCACUUGAGUAGCUCCACUGACAUGUUUAAUUAAGCAUGUGCUUUGGUGCUUUGCCUUGUUGGAGCCAGAACUCUCAGCAUCCUGCAAGAUGGAGCCCCAGGUCCUUCACAUUAUGUGUGUACAAAUAGUACUCCAGGCUUGAGUCUGACAUGAAAUGUGCAGGCAUACAUUGCUUUAAAGAGUAGUGAUAUGGUGCUUAUGCGUGCUUACCCAGUGGUGAAUUUGUCAAGUUAACGUAGUUAUGUGUAACCACAUAUCUUAGAUUAGAAUCAAGCCCUCUGUGUCAGGUUCACAAGCUGUUAGUAUUGUAUGUUUCAUAUUGUGGUCAUAGUACCUUAGGGUGAAAUUCACCCGUCUGUAGAGAAUCAGCACAAAACCCAGGCACUACUCAAGUUCCACGUAAGCCUUGUGGGCCUGAUCCAAAGUCCUCUGAAGUCAACAUAAAGAGUCCUGUUGAUUGCAGUGGAUUUUGAAUAUUAUCCUGCUUGAAGGCUUAAAUGAGACUCGAGCGGUCCUUGUGUUAAUAUGCAGUGCAAGAGGGUGAAUUUCACUCUUUUUAGAAUUAUUGGUACAUACUCACUUCGGUGAAUAAUUUUAAAGGUAUAUUUAUGGGUUGUGUGUUUAUUCCCAUCUGCAUUCGAAGAUGAGUUUACUAUGUAGUGGUGAUGGCCAGAGUGUCAUUCCUUUUCGUAGAAAUUACCGUAAACUUGUGGCUACCUGAGAAUUCAUACAGUACUUUAAAACAUGCUUGAUGUGGAAGAUGAUCUUUUUUUUUUUGUUUUUUUGUUUUUUUUUGCGGGGUGGGGGGACACAUCAGUAUUAAGGCAUUGAACAGUGCAAAUACGAAAUAAAGACAAUGAUUGUUAGAGAAUGUGAAUGGUAUGUUUGAUUAGAGCAUAGUGGAUUACAUUGUAAAUGGUAAAGGCAGAGUGUUGUGAAGGAUUUGUAAUGACAAUGUAUUAUUGCCAGUGGAAAAAUGGAAGGUAUAUACAUGGAGAGAAUUUGACUCUUUAAAUUGCUUUCAACCUAGACAACAUUUUGGCAAGUUCCUAGCUGAAGUCUGAAGUGAUCACAUUACAGAAUGCUGUGAGCUUGGAAUUUAAGGACAAAAACUACAGCAAAAAAGCUCUGAGAAUUGCACUAACUGUGUGUUGCACAAGGCAAAAAUUUAAUUAGAUGUGAAUCAUGUGAGAAUGGACUGUUUUAAACCAUUGAAUACCGAAGUUUGUAAUUCAUUGGCAAAUAUUUGCAUAUGUUUUUUUUUGAAUGUUAUGACAAAUGAAAUGUAUUUUUCAG